UCACUUGCUUCGCCCAAAACGCCAUUCAAUCUGUCACUUGUCAAAACAUUGCCAAAGUACUUCGCGGUGAUUCAUGCUGUUCAGCUGCUUUGCGUACUCUUUGGAAAAUCAAACUGGGGAACGAUAUGUCUGUGCCGGCUAUGGAGAAACAUCUCUUCAACCUCAAAUUUGCGGUGAAGGAUCUGGAACGAAGUUCCAAAAAAUGCGAAAAAGAGGAAAAACUCGAACAGGCUAAAGUGAAAAAGGCCAUCCAAAAAGGUAACAUGGACGUGGCUCGAAUACACGCAGAGAAUGCAAUACGACAGAAAAGUCAAGCGCUGAACUAUCUACGAAUGGCGGCGAGAGUUGAUGCUGUUGCAAGUCGUGUCCAGUCCGCUCUAACCACAAGAAAAGUUACCAAUUCUAUGGCAGGUGUUGUAAAAGCAAUGGAUGCCGCCAUGAAAGGUAUGAAUCUAGAGAAAAUGUCAUCCCUCAUGGAUAGAUUUGAACAACAAUUCGAAGAUUUGGACGUACAAAGUUCAUACAUGGAAAAUACAAUGUCUCAGACUACCACAACUGCCGUACCACAAGCAGAUGUGGACAACCUGUUGCAGCAAGUAGCAGAUGAAGCAGGUCUUGAACUAAACAUGGAACUACCAAGCGGACCUCAAACAUCGACAAUUGGUGCCUCGACACAAGUCUCACAGGAACAGGACGAACUAACUCAACGCCUGGCCCGACUACGGCAGGCAGAGUAGAGCCUAAGCUUCACCUUAGAGCCUUCGAUUGAAGAAGAACAACUCCACUGUAUUUUUGUUAUGUUAUUUAAAUUAAGAAGAAUUUGAAAUUUCCAAAAACAAAAUGCUUUUAAUUGUCACGAAAACAUUCUAGUAUCGAAUCCGGCAACUCUACUGAGGGUCGUUCACGGCUUGGUGUUAAAACAAACAGCUAAUGUCAAUCUCUUAACUUUAUAUUUUAAAAGGAAAAUGUAUAUAUCGAAUGUAUUAACGCUGCUUCGUGCGAGCAAGUGAAAAAUGAAUAUAGAAUGCUAUUUUUACA
Messenger RNA from Hermetia illucens (black soldier fly), 1038 nucleotides. RefSeq names its product charged multivesicular body protein 1b (gene Chmp1). The transcript has 4 exons. Gene Ontology annotation, cellular component: multivesicular body; ESCRT III complex. The record is from RefSeq and is a predicted model, not a curated record. NCBI's taxonomy places the organism in Eukaryota, Metazoa, Arthropoda, Insecta, Diptera, Stratiomyidae. The coding region runs from base 126 to 737 and encodes 203 amino acids. Gene Ontology annotation, biological process: late endosome to vacuole transport; endosome transport via multivesicular body sorting pathway; protein transport.